AUGAAGCGUAUUCUCUUGGUGGGCUCCGGCGGUGUCGGCACCAUCGCCUCCUUUACUCUAGACUCAUGCAGCGAUGUUGAGGUCACUACCGUGGUGAGAUCCGAUUAUGUCACCGUGGCCGCAAAUGGCUAUAAAAUCGAGUCCGUGGACCAUGGAAACAUUGACUGUUACAGGCCCUCAAAAAUCGUCAGGUCCAUUGACGCAGCUAGCGCUGAGGCCCCAUACGACUAUGUCGUUAUAUGCACCAAAAAUACCCCGGACAUCUUCCCGUUGGAGGAGUUGGUGGCACCUGUCAUUAGCACACAAACGGUGGUUGUGCUUGUGCAAAACGGAAUCAAUAUCGAAGAGGCGUUCUUUAAGAAAUUUCCGCAAAAUGUGGUCUUGAGUGGGGUCUCGAUGAUUUCGUCCACCAACUACGGCGGGGUAAUCAGUCACGUGAGUCACGACUCCCUCAAAAUCGGGUAUUUCCCCAACAUCAACUUGCCCCGGGAUCUUCAGGAAAAAGUGGCGCGGGAAUUUGUAGGUUACUACCAAACUGGAAAAAACACGUGUGUUUACGAUCCCGACGUCAAGUUCACCCGCUGGAACAAAUUGGUGUACAACGCGACGCUUAACCCGAUCUGCGCAUUGACCAAUGUUGAUGUGGGUCGCUUGGAGAUGUUUGGCGGCAUCGAUACCUUGGUGCGCGGCGCCAUGAAGGAAGUCAUGGCGGUUGCAAAAGCGGAUGGCGUGGAUUUGCCUUUCGAGGUCAUGGAGCUGAUGAUUCGCUCCGACGACGGCGUGUACUAUGCCCCGCUGAUGCUUGUUGAUAUCAGAAAAGGCAACUACGUGGAGCUUGAGGUCAUCUGCGGCAACCCGGUGAAAAUCGCCCAGAAGCUAUGCGUGGACGCCCCGAUUCUCACGAUUGUUUACAGCUUGCUUCUGGUCGUGCAAAAACGUCUCAUGGAAGCUAAGGGCAAGAUCAAUGUCCCGGAAAAGCGGCCCAUGCCCGCGGCCGGCUAA
This is a messenger RNA of Metschnikowia bicuspidata var. bicuspidata NRRL YB-4993, 1002 nucleotides long. Its product is annotated as ketopantoate reductase family protein. Lineage: Eukaryota; Fungi; Ascomycota; Pichiomycetes; Serinales; Metschnikowiaceae. Gene Ontology annotation, cellular component: cytoplasm. The record is from RefSeq and is a predicted model, not a curated record. The transcript has a single exon. The coding region runs from base 1 to 1002 and encodes 333 amino acids. Gene Ontology annotation, biological process: pantothenate biosynthetic process. Gene Ontology annotation, molecular function: 2-dehydropantoate 2-reductase activity.